Trametes versicolor FP-101664 SS1 is the source of this 264-nucleotide messenger RNA. RefSeq lists its product as uncharacterized. The record is from RefSeq and is a predicted model, not a curated record. The transcript has 3 exons. The coding region runs from base 1 to 264 and encodes 87 amino acids. NCBI's taxonomy places the organism in Eukaryota, Fungi, Basidiomycota, Agaricomycetes, Polyporales, Polyporaceae.
AUGAAGGACGAUCUGGAACGGGUUGCACUCGAGAUCGAGCGCUUUGCGCUUACUUGGUCCGAGAUUUCGGACGAGCAAGAGCGAUGGGUUGGGUACUUGGCACGCCGUGCAGAAGAUCUGGACUCGGACUCGAAAGUUGCGGAUGAAUCGGAUCUGACCUUCCACAAUGAGAUCGCGGGGAUGUGGGAUGCCAUCAUGAGUAUCCGACACACCACCCUUCAGAGGUUGAAUGCAGCAGGUAGACGUGACUUUACAGAGUUAUAG